Schistocerca americana (American grasshopper) is the source of this 909-nucleotide messenger RNA. RefSeq names its product integrin alpha-PS4-like. Gene Ontology annotation, biological process: cell adhesion mediated by integrin; cell-cell adhesion; cell-matrix adhesion. Gene Ontology annotation, molecular function: integrin binding. The transcript has 6 exons. Gene Ontology annotation, cellular component: external side of plasma membrane; integrin complex. The coding region runs from base 1 to 909 and encodes 302 amino acids. The record is from RefSeq and is a predicted model, not a curated record. NCBI's taxonomy places the organism in Eukaryota, Metazoa, Arthropoda, Insecta, Orthoptera, Acrididae.
AUGACCUUGGCAAAUUGGGUCUGGCUGCUGAGGCUGAAGGCGUCUGGUGUUGCAGACGUGGUGGUCGGCUCGUACAUGGAGGGCCGCGCUCGGGUGUUCCUGGCGAGGCCUACCGUCUCGCUGGUGGCCUCGGUGACGGGCCCAGAGUCGCUGAGGCUGGCCGAUCGCCGCACAAACAUCACCGCCUGCCUCACGUACACCAGCUACAGGUUCCAGGACGAUGUUGAAGCGACAAUGGUGUUCAGUGGCGACGGAUCAGCAGAUAGUCGACCAGUAACUAUAUCAAAUGGAAAGACCCAUUGUGAAAACGUCACAUGGACUAUAAAGGCAAGGGACAAGCUUGAACCAGUACAUGUCAAGGUCCGGGGAGAAAUUCGGGAUAAAAAUGACGGCGCGUUCUGCGGCGACUGCCCGGUGGCUGACCCGCAGCGUAGCGUGGGCGGCUCGGUGCUCAUCCCGUUCAACACGGGCUGCCGGAACGAGGCACGCUGCGAGUCCGAUCUGCGCCUCUCCGUGGACGCCUCCUGGCAGCCGUCCGUAGUGGGCCAGGGCGAGGCGCUCCCGGUAGAGCUGUUGGCGACGGUGGAGAACACGCCGGGCUACGACACGGCCCACGUGGCCGGCGUGCGGCUGGAGGCGGCCGUGCAGCCCCCGGAGGCGGCGUGGGGCGGCCUCCGCCUGGCCGACACCAGCGGCGCAGACUGCGAAGUCCUGCGCGCCCCCAACGCCUCCAGCAUCGCGCUACGCUGCAAUCUGCGCAUGCUCAAGAUGCGCCCCGGCUGGAGGAUGUUGGAAUCACAUUACCCUUCGGAAACUAUGGAGACACGGGCGUCCGACCCAACAAGCAGAAGGAAGACAGACCAAAAUGACAGUGAACACUGCCCUGACAGCUCGGCGCCCUUCUCAUAA